This is a messenger RNA of Metarhizium album ARSEF 1941, 1320 nucleotides long. RefSeq lists its product as uncharacterized. Gene Ontology annotation, cellular component: nucleus. The record is from RefSeq and is a predicted model, not a curated record. Lineage: Eukaryota; Fungi; Ascomycota; Sordariomycetes; Hypocreales; Clavicipitaceae. The transcript has a single exon. Gene Ontology annotation, molecular function: DNA-binding transcription factor activity; transcription cis-regulatory region binding. The coding region runs from base 1 to 1320 and encodes 439 amino acids. Gene Ontology annotation, biological process: positive regulation of transcription by RNA polymerase II.
AUGAUUCCGCUGCCUCGCGGAGCCGACUUGACGAGCACGCAGCAGCUGACUCGCUGCGAUGCCACUGCGACGGCACCAAGGGAUGACAUCGAAGUCGACGGGGUCCGGCGGCGUGCUGGCUCGCCGUCUGCGUGCUUCUCGAUACCGCUGGACCUGACCCUGCGCAGCUCGUCGCCAGAAUUCAUCGACUACUACGACAAGAACCUGGCUGGCCUGAUGGUGUGGCUUGACUCGGAGGAAAACGACUACAGACGACGUGUGCUGCCCUUGGCCAUGAGCACGCCGGCUUUGAGAUACGCCGUCGCGGCCAUCGCGGCGCAUCAUGGUGCCGCCACCUUUUCUCUCGCCAUGCCGCGGUUCCCCGAGGCUGCCAGAGACGCUUGCCUUGGCCUGAUCAACCGCCACAUCCAGGACAUGACGGGGCGCCUGACGGAUGGUUCUGAGCUGGAUACUCGCACCGACAUUGCCGAAGCCGAGUGGAUCCUGGCCUCCAUCCUGAUGAUUUCGUGCUACGAGAUGACCAAUUCGCGGGUCGCCGCAGCCGAGGGACACAGACGCGCUGCUAGGACGCUGGUCAACGUCUUCACGUCCAAGGAAGCGAGCAACGGGGGUCUCUUCCGCUUUCUGCGGAACCAACUCUUCAUCUACGAUGUCCUGGUAUCAACCACGUCCUUCAAUUUGCAAGACAUUGAAGAAACCGUGCCUCCCCCGCCUGGCACGGAACAUGGCCUUUUCUCGCAAUACCUGUCUCUGCUACACUUUGUCACGCUUCUGUCUCGUCGCGCCCUCUUCAGUCUGGACGCCAAUGCCUUGACACUGACCACGUCCACGUUUCCCGACGCAACGCUCAUUCGGCGCCAGUUCGAACAAGCCCGAGGUGUCACCCUCCUCGCCGCGGGCAAACUUAGGAUCGAGCCCGCCAUUAUCCGCCGCGACUUUGUACGACUUGUCGACAUUUAUCACCACACGGCUGUUCUGUACUCGUACCGCUGCCUUGGAUACGCACACGACGACAACCCGGACUGGAAACCAUCAGUGGCCAGGCUCUUCCAGCAACUCGACGCGUUGGAGGAUCCCGCGCUAUGCGCCCAUAACCUGCCCUGGCCUGCCUUCAUUGCCGGCGCUGAAUCCCACGACAAUGCGGUGAAGCAGCGAGCCGUCACCAAACUACUGGCAGAUAUUAUCACCAAGACGACGGGCUUCAAGAACCAUGCCGACAUUCUCGGCUUCCUGGGCGUGUUUUGGGGCGGCGAAAAUCCAGACUGGCGACCGCUGGCUCAGCAAUUCCAAGAAAAUGGCUACCAAGUCCUUCCUGUGUGA